AUGGCUGUUUCUAAGUACUGGGGAGAUGAAAAAACUGAAGAUGCGGUUUAUGCUGUUUAUCUUAAAAAAGUUCGAUAUCUACCGCCUUCAAAUAAUGAUACUCUGGGACAUCCUCUCUAUCGACCUACUGAUCCGGAUUCUUAUCACUUACAAACAGAUAUGUCACCAGAUCAUCUUCAAUGGGAAACAAUUAAAGAACGAACAAUAAAAGCUGGAAGUGUUGACAAAUUAAUUGAAUCUCUAAUAGGUUCUGAUGAUCAAAUUGAUAAUAGACAUUUUAAUGUAUUCUUCUCAACAUAUCGUACAUUUACAACAUCUUCUAUAGUUCACAAAAAAUUAAUAGCAUGGUAUGAAGAAUUAAAUAAUAAUGAUUGUUGUAGUCAACAAGAUAUUCUUAAACAAGGUUGUAUAAGAAGUAUUUUUAGUUGUUGGAUAGAUUUAUUUCCAGAAGAUUUUUAUUGUGUACAAGGAAAAUUUGAAAUGCUUCAUAAUAUUAUACAAUUUAGUAGAUGUCAUAGAUUAACAGAUAUUAAAUCUAAAGCAAAAAAAUUAAGAGAAAGAUAUAGAUUAAUUGUAGCAGAAGGAGGGUUAACGCUUCAGUUACCAUCAAUUGAUAGAUAUACAUUUGCCUUGGGUUAUGAUCAAAAUGAUUAUUUAUAUUCUCAUGAAAGAGCAAAAAUGUUUGAUGUUGGUAAAGAAAAUUGUGUACAGAUUGCUGAACAGUUAACAUUUUGGGAUGCUGCAUUAUUUAAAGAAUUAUUAUCAUAUCAAUGUUUAGGUGCAACAUGGAGUAAAAGAAAUAAAGCCAUACCAGAAACUGUUUUUACAGUUCGAGCAACCAUUGAUCAAUUUAAUGCUGUUUCACAAAGAGUUAUGACAUCAAUAGUACUACCUGAAUGUAGAAAUGAUUUUAGGGCUAAAAUUAUAGAAAAAUGGAUUGAUAUUGCUAAAGAAUUAUUAAAUUUACGAAAUUAUUCAUCUUUAAAAGCAGUCUUAUCAUCAUUACAAUCAGAACCUGUUCAUAGGUUAAAAUCAACAUGGGCUAUUGUACAAAAAAGUUAUAUAUCUCUUUUUAAAGAAUUAUGCCAUAAUAUGGAUUCAUCUGACAAAAUGACUAUUGAUAGAAAUUAUUCACAAGAUGAUGAAAAUUCUAAAAAACCUCCAACUAAUGGUAAGAAAAACAGUAUUAUUGCAAUUGCCAGGAGAACAAAAAGUGAUGUUAAUUUACAAGAAUUUAGUGGUAUGGUUCCAUAUUUAGGUAAUGUAUUAACAAGAUUAACUAUGUUAGAUAAUAAAAUGUCUGAUAUAACAGAAGAUGGUUUGAUAAAUUUUGAAAAAAAACGUAAAGAAUUUGAAAUUUUAGCAAAAGUUAAAUUAUAUCAAUCAGCAGCCAAAAAUUAUAAUGUUCCAUUAGAUAGAGGUUUUUGUGCCUGGUUUUAUUAUUUACCAGCAAUGCCUGAAAAUGAAUGUUUUGAGAGAAGUUUAGAAAUUGAAAAAGGUUCAUCACAGACACCUGAUAUGAAAAAUAAUAGAAGAAAUAUUCCAAGACAUUCAAUUGCAACUGCUUUACCAACAUCAUUUAUUAAUAAUACAAAUUUUUAUAAAAAUAAUUUUGGUAAUGAUAUUAAUAUACGAGGUUUAAUGGGCCAACAUUCUAAUGAUUCGGGUAUAAAUACAGAAGAUAUUAAUUGGACUAUCUCACCAGAUACAACUACAAUUGAUUUAAAUAAUAGUAGUUGUAGUUGUAUAAGUAAUGGUACACCAAAAAAUGGUUUAAAUAAAAUAUCAAAUCAUUUACAACCAAUGAGUUAUAAUUUUAAUAGUUUAACAGCACCAUCAACACCAUCAAGUAGUAUCUCAUAUAGAGGAAGUGAAUUUAAUCCUAGUGGUUUACAAGGAUCAACACCAAGAAAACAAAUAUUAUUAGAAAUAAUGAAUGAAGGAUGUAAAAGUCCAAAUUGUAUAUAUGGAACAACUACAAGUGAUGGUGUUAAUUUAAAAAAAGGACAAAAACAUUAUGGUAGCCAUUUAUCAUCAUCUUCAACUGCCUCAUCUCAUUCUCAUCAAUCUUCAACAUCAUCAUCAUUAGGCUCACCUGCAAAUAUGAUACAAAAACCUAAUAUAUCAACUAUUAAUAGUGAGCAAUUAUUUUACUUAGCUAGAGUUGGUCUUGAUGACUCAUUACAAGAAGAUGGUGCUGGUGCUAAUUAUAAAUGUAUUAAAAUAUUAAAUAAUGAUCGUAUGGGUGAAUUAUUAGAUCGUGCCUUAGAAAAACAUCUUAUAUCAACAUCAGAUAGAUUAGAUUAUACUUUAAUUCAAUUAUUACCAGAUGGUAGAGAAUUUGAAUUACCAGAAUCUUGCCACCCAUAUUAUGCUGUAGCACCUGAUCCAUCAACACCAAUUCUAAAUAUAAUUAUACGUAAAAAAAAUGAUGAAUCAAAAAGUUCAAAAGGUCCCAGUGCAAAAAAAAUAAAUCGUAUGAAGAGGACAAAUCUUUUAAGGUGGAGUUCUGGAUAUUUAUAA
Molecule: messenger RNA, 2523 nt
Organism: Strongyloides ratti
Lineage: Eukaryota; Metazoa; Nematoda; Chromadorea; Rhabditida; Strongyloididae
Product: Ral guanine nucleotide dissociation stimulator-like ortholog
Exons: 2
Coding region: 1-2523 (840 amino acids)
Biological process (GO): positive regulation of GTPase activity; Ras protein signal transduction
Cellular component (GO): plasma membrane
Molecular function (GO): guanyl-nucleotide exchange factor activity
Source: RefSeq, a predicted model, not a curated record